UCUCGAAAAUAAUGGAUGCAUUUCUCUUUUACGUAUUCAUAUUUCUUCUUACUCUGUUCUUCUCUCAUUUCCUAAUAACCAAAUUCACAUCCAACAAUGGAUCCAAAAACCGAUCAUCAGCCAAGCUUCCUCCUGGCUCAAUGGGUUGGCCUUACAUAGGCGAGACUCUUCAACUCUAUUCUCAAGACCCAAACACUUUCUUUGCCUCCAAACAGAAAAGGUACGGGGAUAUUUUUAAGACCCAUAUUCUGGGGUGCCCAAGUGUGAUGCUGGCGAGUCCAGAGGCAGCAAAGUUCGUGUUGGUGACAGAAGCUCACCUAUUCAAGCCCACUUACCCCAAAAGCAAGGAACGUUUAAUUGGGCCAUCGGCCUUGUUCUUCCACCAAGGCGAUUACCAUGUUCGCUUAAGGAAGCUUGUUCAGAGCUCUCUUUCCCUCGACGCCAUUAAAAAUUUGGUUGCUGAUAUUGAAGCCGCAGCUGUCUCUGCUUCCACUUCAUGGGUCAACGGUCAAGUUAUAAACACCUUUCACGAAAUGAAAAAGUUAUCUUUCGAUGUUGGUAUACUAUCAAUAUUUGGUCAUUUGGAGGCACGUGUGACAAAAGAGCUUAAAGAGAAUUACAGUAUAGUAGACAAAGGCUACAACUCCUUCCCUAACAAUAUUCCAGGAACUUCUUACAAGAAAGCCCUGUUGGCAAGGAAAAAGCUAAGUAAGAUUUUGAGUGAUAUUAUUUGGGAGAGGAAAGAGAAGAAAGUGGUAAAUAUAAAAAAUGAUGAUCUAGUGGAUUGCUUUUUGAAUUCUAAAGACGAGAAAGGAGAGGUUUUAAGCAAUGAUCAGAUUGCUGAUAACAUAAUAGGAGUGCUUUUUGCUGCUCAAGACACUACAGCUAGCGUCAUGACCUGGAUUCUCAAGUUUCUACAUGAUGAACCCAAGCUUCUAGAGGCUGUCAAGGCUGAACAGAAAGAAAUUCGCAGACUCAAUGAAGAAAAUAAACAGCGGUUGACUUGGACGCAGACUAGAAAUAUGCCCCUUACUUACAAGGUUGUAUUAGAGAGCUUGAGGAUUGCGAGCAUUAUAUCUUUCACUUUCAGAGAAGCUGUGGCUGAUGUUGAAUACAAGGGCUACUUGAUUCCUAAAGGUUGGAAGGUAAUGCCCUUGUUCAGGAACAUUCAUCAUAAUCCUGAAUUUUUCGAUCAACCUCAAAAAUUUGAUCCCUCUAGAUUUGAGGUGUCCCCAAAACCCAAUACAUUUAUGCCAUUUGGCACUGGUACACAUGCUUGCCCUGGAAAUGAACUAGCAAAGCUGGAAAUACUAAUUAUGCUCCACCAUUUGGUCAAUAACUUCAGGUGGGAAAUUGUGGGAUCUGAAAGCGGUGUUCAAUAUGGCCCAUUUCCAGUGCCUCAUAAAGGACUACCAGUCAGAGUUUGGAGAGAAUCUCUAUAGCUAGCUAGCUGCAACUGCAACCUCUCUCUCUUAAUCAACUAAAUAAAAACAAAAAUAAUAUUUAUUUACCAAUUUUUAUAAUUUCUUUAUUCAAAUUUUUAUUAAUUUAAAAAAAAAUCCAAUUAUGAUAUUUAAAGGACAAAAAGAUGCCAAUGUUUUAUUGUAUUUUUUAUUUUUUAAACUAAAAAUAUAUUC
This is a messenger RNA of Cannabis sativa, 1637 nucleotides long. Its product is annotated as abscisic acid 8'-hydroxylase CYP707A1. The record is from RefSeq and is a predicted model, not a curated record. NCBI's taxonomy places the organism in Eukaryota, Viridiplantae, Streptophyta, Magnoliopsida, Rosales, Cannabaceae. Gene Ontology annotation, molecular function: iron ion binding; heme binding; (+)-abscisic acid 8'-hydroxylase activity. The transcript has 9 exons. Gene Ontology annotation, biological process: sterol metabolic process. Bases 12 to 1442 code for a protein of 476 amino acids.